This is a messenger RNA of Malassezia globosa CBS 7966, 3285 nucleotides long. RefSeq lists its product as uncharacterized. The record is from RefSeq and is a predicted model, not a curated record. Gene Ontology annotation, molecular function: ATP hydrolysis activity; ATP binding. The transcript has a single exon. Lineage: Eukaryota; Fungi; Basidiomycota; Malasseziomycetes; Malasseziales; Malasseziaceae. The coding region runs from base 1 to 3285 and encodes 1094 amino acids.
AUGGUCGAAAUGUGUGCGGCCCUGCAGCCGCUAUGGGAAAGCGGUAGCACAGAAGACGCACACAGACAUGCAGAAGUGUUGACAGAACAUAUUAACACGCACGGCGUACGUACGCUCAUGUCUGAGCGGAUUCUUGAGGCUUUGCUGGACAAGCUCAAGAGCAAGAAACAUGCAGAAGAUCGCGAGCGCGCAGCCAUCGGACUCGGUGCUAUCGCAUCCAAGGUUGCCGGGAAAAAUGCGCCGUUACCUCUGGGUGCGGAACCGUGGCUUAUUCCCGCUAUUGCUCCGUUGCUCGAAACGUAUGCGGACAAGAAUGAGAAGGCGAAACAAGCGGCUGAAAGUGCCAUGGCAUCAAUCGUUCCCUUGUUCCCCCCGGAGGCAGCGGCAGAACUUCUGGAUGUGCUGUAUGGCGUCAUCAUGUCCAGCACGGCCAAGUGGCAGGCCAAGGUCGGUGCGCUCAAGAUCAUUGGGCGCCUCGCUGAUCUUGCGUAUGAACAGGUCGGCGACGAACUAACACAAAUGACCCCUGUCUUGACGCAGGCCAUGCACGAAACCAAGGCUGAAGUGUCCAAGCAGGCCAUCAAGACAGCCACAAAAGUGUGUGGUGUGAUUGACAACAAUGAUAUUCGACCGUUCAUCCCCGAUCUGGUCGGCUGUAUGGCUCGUCCUGACUCGGUCCCUGCAUGCAUCAAGAAGCUGUCUUCCAUUACCUUUGUCGCUGAAGUCACUGGCCCAGCACUGGCUGUCAUGGUUCCUUUGCUUAGUCGCGCGCUCAACGAGCGUAGCCAGACUGUCCAGCGGCAGUCUGUUAUUAUCGUUGAUAACUUGUGUAAGCUGGUCCGUGAUCCACACACGGCAGCGCUAUACUUGCCUGGCUUGCUGCCAUCUGUCGAGCGUAUUGAAGAAGGAGCCAGUUUCCCCGAAGUCCGUGAGCAUGCGAAGAGUGCAGUUCACACACUUCGUACGGCGUUUGCCGCAGCGGAUGCAUCGAAGCAGGACCCUCAAGGCACAGAUCCUCUUGCUCGACUGGCUGAAGCACGCUCAAAGGCCCUCCAGCGUCUUGCAGAUGCUGUCCAGCCUCGCGUGCCGACGGGUGUAGUAUUUUCGGCUCUUGGCGAUGCCUUCACCCGUACUGGCCUCGAAUAUGUCUCUCGCGUCGUGGUCCGCUUGGCCGACAAGCGCAUCGUGCAAGCGGAACCAUGGAACGAUGUGUAUGUGCUGCCGCACCUUCGGCGUGUGUGUGAGACUGCGGAGGGCGCGCAGAACGCGACGAACUUGCUCCGCGAAGAGUAUGAAAAGCUUGAUUUUGAGCGCUUUGGCAAGCCAGAGGACGACGGCAGUGAGCUGGAUGGCGAGAAGCUGUGCGACACCAUCUUCAGUCUUGCAUAUGGUGGUUUGCUCCUUUUGAAUCACACGCGUCUGCGUCUUUAUCGUGGUCGUCGUUACGGUAUUGUUGCAGCCAAUGGUAGUGGUAAGUCGACGCUGCUCAAGGCUAUGCGCGAUGGCAAAGUCGAGGGGUACCCAGAGCAGGAUAAGGUUCGCACUGUCAUGGUUGAGCACUCGCUACAGGGUGAGGACGGCUCGAAACCAAUUCUCGAUUUUGUCGUGUCGGAUCCGAAGCUUGCGGGCAAGAACCGCGACGAAGUUGCCGAAGCUUUGCACUCUGUCGGCUUUGACGAAGAGCGGCAGCAGACGCCUGUGGGCAGUUUGAGUGGUGGCUGGAAGAUGAAGCUUGAGCUAGCUCGUGCUAUGUUGAUUGGAGCAGAUAUUUUGCUGCUAGACGAGCCAACGAACCACUUGGACGUGGGUUCGGUGCGUUGGCUAGAGAACUACCUGAUUUCCAACACGAAUGUGACUGUGCUGACCGUGUCGCACGACUCGAGCUUCCUAGACAACAUUUGCACGGAGAUCAUCCACUACGAGCACAAGAAACUCAAGUAUUACCACGGCAACCUGUCUGAGUUUGUCAAGACGCGCCCGGAGGCUAAGAGCUACUACUCCCUGGCUGCGACGUCAGUCAAAUUCACUUUCCCACCACCGGGCUCUCUCAUGGGUGUGCGUUCGAACACACGCACGAUUCUCAAAGCUUCACACGUCACCGUACAUUAUCCCACCAUGCCGCGCCCUUCGCUCGUGGAUGCUUCCGUGUCUGUCAGCUUGUCGAGCCGUGUGGGUGUCGUUGGGCCUAAUGGUGCAGGUAAAAGUACACUCAUCAAGGUGCUGACGGGCGAAAUUGUGCCCAAUGAGGGCAAGGUCGAAAAACACCCUAAUCUGCGUGUGGCAAUGAUGGCCCAACACGCAUUCCACCAUCUCGAGCAGCACUUGGAGAAGACUGCGUGCCAAUACAUUCGCUGGCGGUACCAGGACGGCCAUGACCGUGAAAUUACCGAGAAAGCCACCCGAAAGCUGAGCGCUGAAGAGGCCGAGCAGAUGAAGGUCCCCAUUGUGGCCCAGACGGGUGAGAAACGCACGAUCGAGUUUAUCGUCGGACGUAGCAAGCUGAAGAAGAGCUACCAGUAUGAGAUCAAGUGGGUCGGCCUGGAGCACAAGUACAACACGUGGAUUCCUCGUGAGCGUUUGCUGGAACUCGGCUUCUCGAAGCUUGUACAAAAGUUUGACGACUUUGAUGCGUCCCGCGAGGGUGCAGGAAGCCGUGACUUGAGCCAGAAGGCCAUCCGUUCGGAACUAGAGGCCGUGGGUUUGAACGGCGAAAUUGCCGAGAACAACGCGAUGGGCGGCUACAGUGGUGGUCAGAAGGUCAAGGUCGUCUUGGCUGCUGCUUUGUGGAACAAUCCGCAGGUGCUUGUCCUCGAUGAGCCAACCAACUACCUGGACCGAGAGGCGCUCGGUGGUUUGGCUGUUGCGAUUCGCGAAUGGGCAGGUGCCGUCCUCAUCAUUUCGCACAAUCAGGAAUUCAUCAAUGCCUUGUGUCCAGAGAUUUGGAACGUGGAGAAUGGUCGCAUAGUAUCGAAGAUGCGCACCGACAUUGCCAGCGAGAACUUUGCCGACUCCAACCCCAAUACACCGGCCGGCACUGAGCCGAACAGCGCGGCGCCCAGUGCGCCAGGCAGUGCAGCGCCCAGUGCUCCUGCAAGUGCUGCACCAAGUGCUCCGGCGAGUGCUGCUCCUAGUGACGAUGAAGACAUGUCGAAAUUGAAGGCAAAGAAGGGCAAGAAGAAGAUGACGCGAAAUGAGAAGAAGGCUCAAGAAGAACGCCGUCGCUUGCGUCUGAACCGCUGGCUCCAGUAUGGUGGCGAGCGUGAACCCGACACUGACGAUGAAUAA